AGGACGGCCAAACGGGCGAACUGAGAGAUACGAGCCGGAGGUCUGCGCCAGAAACGUAUCCCCGAGAUACAGCGAUAGGCAAAUUAGUAAUAAUUAAAGCACUGCGUGACGGCCCAUUCGUCCGCUUUCACCACCCACCUCUCGCCCCUUGGCCGGCCCGUCUAACUCUCUCUCUAAUUUUUCGCUAAAAAUUUAUAAUAAACCAAAGGAAAUAAUUCUCAAAAAAAAAAAUCAUUGUAUCUGUGUAUCGGAGAAUCGACUAAAAAGAGGCCGCCGCCAUGUGCGGUCGUCGUUUGGCGCUCUCGCAUCUCAGCGGGCGAAAGACGACGCAACUGCUGUGACCUUGCAAUGCCCUUGAAUGACACUCUUAUUGCGACCAAGUCGCCAACGUUGCCACUACAACGGGCGCUGCUGCCACGGCUGCCUCUCACCGCUGGCUAAAUAAAUAAUAAUAAUAAUAAUAAUAGUAAUAAAUUAAAACUACUUGCAAAAAAAAAAAAAAAAAUAAGUAAAUAAACAAAAACACGACGCCGAAUAAAUGUUAAAAUUUUUAUUGAAUUCAGAAAAUUUUCGUCAGCCUUCGUGGUUCAAAAGCCGAGCAAUCCCGACGGGUCCUUAUCACACAGCCUUAACCCAAAUCAAAACGAGUGUGUGGUUAACAGAAACGAAACCAAUAGAGAAAUAUAAAAAAUUAAUAAAAUUAAAUUAAAUAUUCGCGAAAAGAAAUUCGGCAAGUAAAGCGAAACAUAUCUGAGAAAUCCGCCGAGAAAGUGUUAUCUAACUAUAGCGCCCCCCCCCGGCGGCCAGGUGCUUUUCUGUGUGUGUGCGAAAGUGAAAGUUCUCGACUGGCCGACUAUAUCCUUCGGUAACCUUUCCCUCCAAACACUGGGUCACCUCCCACAUAAACGGCUUCCGGGCACGCAAUAACUAGAACUACGAGUAUAUAUAUUUAUACCCCCCAAAAAUAUAUAUUAUAGUAUAUGUAGGCGUUAUUUAUGCCACGACUUUUGACAACUAAUUUUUUUUAUUGGUUCGCCGACGAGCGCUGCUAAAGGCCAAAAAGGAAACGCCUUGGAAUAAUAUAAAAACAUCAGAUAUUCCGCCAAUCGACUGCACCAGGCACAACACAAGUGUGGUGACGUGACGUAAAUGAACGAUCCCGGCGAUAUACCACUGACACACACAAGCACGCCGGACAGCAGGCCGCCCUGCAGCAUUAUUUCCAUCAUACCAACCAUAGGGAUGUCCUCAUGCCGGGGAAGAGCCGAGGCCUUCGCACGGAGUCUGUCCUCCAAGCUGCGCACCUUGGGAUCACAGACAACCGAGGAAGGCGAGGGCAAUGCCGAAGAUGAGCCCAUUAUUAAUGGCACCAGCACGAACACGUGGGUCAACUCGCAUGACUCCGAACAGACAGUAAUGGACCUUCAGCCCCUGCGCCACGAGUCCGACUCCUUCUUUGACUUCGACUGCGAGCUGGAAUCGCCCGGGAGUCCUGUGGAUGAGUGCGAGUACCUGCGUCUAAUCGAAACCGCCUCAAAUACGCCACACAACUCAACGGCGGAAUCGGGUUACGCCUGCGCUUCAGUGGCCAGCAGUCACAGCAGCAGCACCGAUGGUCCCUACUUCGAUGCAUCCGCUUCGGGUUCGGGUUACGCUUCCACAUCCACAGCAGCCGCUGCCCAGGAGCCAAAGCUGCCGGCCUCGGACCUCAAAGAAUAUGUGAAUACCAUACAGUUGAACGGCAGUCACGAGCUUGUGAAUGGAGUGCCGGAGGAGCAGCCACCUAGCCAGGAUGUGGUUCACGAGGAUGAGGCUUUUCUGCAGGCUCAGAUCCUCAGUGAACUUCAGCAGCAUAGCUUCAGUUUGAGGGCACAGGAUCAGACUAAGCCCGAGGAGGAGAAUCUUACCAAUGGCCAUCUUGGGGAGGAGUUGGAGCAACUGGAACUCAAGGGGUUGACGGAAGUCCUGGACGUAGCUGGUACUACAAACAGAGUUCCAGAGAGAGAAAGAGAGAAAGAAGUCCCAACCGAUAGGGUUCAAGAGGCAAUCACCACAGAAAGAACUCACGAGGAAAUCACCUGUGAGAGAGUGGAACCAGAAAGUAGCCUUGAGAGGGUUCAAGACGAAGCCGCCAACGAAAGGGUUCAAGAGGAAAUCGCCACUGAAACCCCCAAUGACAGAACCGCCACAGAAGACUCAAUCUUCCCCGAUCGAACCCUCCAGGAUGAGGAACUCUCGCCCGACAGUGGUGUAGACGAGACAGACAAGUCGGCCAGCAAUCUCACCGUAAAUGUGGAACUGGCACAAAUCGAACAGGCCAAACAAGAUGUGGACAAGGCUGUGGAGAAGAGUGGUGGACACAGUCACGGCAUAGAUACCACUGAUGAUGAGGAUGACUGCAGACCUCAGCGGAUCAGGCGCUGUUCUUCACUGAAGACGGGAAAGACACCGCCUGGAACCCCAGGACGAAAGAAGAUUGUGAGAUUCGCUGAUGUCCUGGGCUUGGAUUUGGCGGAUGUAAAGACCUUCUUGGAUGAGAUACCCACCAUACCGAAGUCGGCGUUUGAGGAUCUGGAGAUACUGGAGUCGGAGCCACCUCUACAGCUGGGUCCCAAGUCGGAUAAGCUGCUGAUGCCCCUGUUCCAGCAGCCAGGUGGCCUGGCCAAAUUCCUCGAUGCGGUCAGGGAGAAGCAGGUGUCGCUGGAGAACGCUGCCGUAUCGGAUAACAUAAACCAAACGAUAUCCGGUUCGGUACGCGUGCGAAAUCUCGAUUUUCACAAGUCGGUGCACAUAAGGUAUUCGCUGGACGGCUGGAGGAGCUAUGCCGACCUGCAGGCCAACUACGUGGAGAACUCCUGCGAUGGCUUCUCUGACAAAUUCACCUUUGUGCUGUUUGGCAACUCGCUGCAUGUGGGCCAGCGGCUGGAGUUUGCCGUGAGGUUCCAGUGCAAGGGCCAACAGUUCUGGGAUAACAAUUAUGGGGCCAACUACUGCUUCCAGUGUCUGCCCAGCUCUACACAUGCCACCGGCAGCACGACGGCAUCGCCACCGUCUGUGGCGACUGGCGCCGUAACCUCCGGCCAUAGUGCCAGUCUGGUCGGAAUGCUAAGCCCCACGGCGGGCGAUGCCUGGUGCAGCUCCUUCUACUAAGCGGUGGCAUUGGGUCCGCACUAAAGGCACUAGAAUCCAUCUCAUCAUCAGCCCCCAAUGACACGACACCAAGGUCGGGGACGCAUCCCAGUCCUUGACGUUGUGUGUGUCCUAAAAGUCCCCUCCUAAAGAAAUCGAAUUCCCUAGAUCAAGGACAGAGAGAUCGGAAUUGUCACCCCCUCAUCCAGCUCCCUCUUUGUUAGGGUGUAUCGAUUUGAAGAAACUAAAAUUUCAGGUGGGAAGAAGUAAUAUGUGAAAGGAAUAUUAAUUUUAUUUUACAUUUUCUUACUUUUUUACAAAUUAAAAGGCUUUAAAUAAUUAUAGAAACAUUAUUUGAAGCCUAGAUAACUUGAUAAAUUCUACGAAAAUGUAAAAUAACAAUUAAUUUAAGCAAAAUUCAAAAAGUUAUUUGUUAAAAGUAAGUUCAGCAGGCAAUUAAAAAUUUAAGAAUACGAAAAUAAUACUUAUUUCUGAAAAUAAAACUAAAAUUGCAAAUUUAAUUGCCUGGAAAUAAUAUAUUAAUAUAAUGUAACUGUUCAUCAAUUACUUACUUGCCCCUGAAAUUUAUAUAGUUUUUUUAAACACCAAAAAAUCGAUACACCCUGCCCUUCCAAUAAAAUGGAAAAGAAUUGUUUAUAUUUUUAUAAUGGAGUGGACAGGCUAGAGAAGGGGUAGAGGAGCUGUUAAAGCUGUUAAAGCUGCUAAGGAGCGCCACAACAAUAACUAAAAAAAAAAAUCUACAAACCAGAGUAGUGCGAACAAAAUGAAGAGCCAACAGAGUUCGAAUGAAUCCCAAAGAUAGUUGUUAGUCGUAUCUUAUAAGAAGAGCAAGUGAUAACAAACUAAAAAUCUGAUGAGUUUCUUCAAUGUUUUCUUCUGUUUUUCAGUUGCAGCCUCAAUUUUAACUAUGGUUUCUUCCCAGGUUUGUUUGUUCACAGUUGGAUAGGGUUCGGUUUGGGGUUUCAAAAGGUUGGGUUUCUGCCAGUUUUAUGUACAUGUACAGAAACAAUUCUUUUGUGAAAAGAUUAACUGCAGUUAAUCGAAAGUUCAGCAACAGUUCUGCAAAAUAUACAUACAUAUUUAAUGAGCUUAGCACCAUUAAUUCACUCUUUGUUUGGUAAGAGCGAUUAGACGAUCGGCUCGUUCGUUUUAUAGAUCCAUUUGAGCACUGAAACCGAGUCAAAAGUUAACUAUAACUAACCAACAACAUCCAUUAUCUAGUCAAUUUGAGUUUACUUUUGAGAGACCUUCAUGGCCAGUCCCAUGAUCUUCGUUCCCCGACUGAGAACCUCGUCCAACCAUCUGACAAGACACACAAACCUCCGCUUUUGUUUCGCCUAAAUGUUGAUAUUUUUCUGUUUUUUGAUUUUUUUUCAAAUACUUUUUAAUUAUAAUUUAAAUGAUUUAAAUAUUUUUUAUGUAUAUGUUGAUGCGUA
Messenger RNA from Drosophila kikkawai, 4586 nucleotides. RefSeq names its product Glycogen binding subunit 76A (gene Gbs-76A). Lineage: Eukaryota; Metazoa; Arthropoda; Insecta; Diptera; Drosophilidae. The record is from RefSeq and is a predicted model, not a curated record. Gene Ontology annotation, biological process: regulation of glycogen biosynthetic process. Gene Ontology annotation, molecular function: protein phosphatase 1 binding; glycogen binding. Gene Ontology annotation, cellular component: protein phosphatase type 1 complex.